AAUAUUACGCGAGCAAGCAACCGCGAUGCAGAAAGGCUGUGAGCAAUUCGUGUGUACAGACCAUAGAGUGGCGUGAAAAUGGCGGAGAGGAAGCGGGUUCUUGUCAUCGGAGGAAGCGGUUAUUUAGGGCAACACCUGCUGGACGGGCUCGCCAAAGCCGACAGCGAGACGCCUUUCGAUUUGGCUUUCACUCACCACCGUCCGAUCCCGCCGCCGGAGCUGAUCGAUGCCGUCUCCCCCGUUUAUCCCUUCCGUGUCGACGUCCGUACUGGCGAGGGCUUCGAAUCCAUCUCCAACACAUUUGGAGAGCCACACGUUGUUGUUAAUUGUGCCGCACUCUCUGUUCCUCGUGCAUGCGAAGUGGAUCCUGUCACAACCAUGGCUACUAAUUUGCCCACCUCCCUUAUUAAUUGGUUAUCAAGCUUCAAGGACAACAAUAUUCUGUUAAUUCAUCUUUCUACUGAUCAAGUUUAUGAAGGGUCGAAAUCAUUCUACAAAGAAGAAGAUGAAACAGCUCCAGUGAACAUGUAUGGAAAAUCUAAAGUGGCAGCCGAGGAGUUUAUUUCAGAACAUUGGUCUAACUUUGCCAUUUUGCGUAGUAGUAUAAUCUAUGGACCACAAACAUUGUCUCCUGUCUCAAAGUCCCUCCCUAUACAGUGGAUCGACAGCAUUCUUUCACGCAGUGAAGAAAUAGAGUUCUUCCAUGAUGAGUUUCGGUGCCCAGUUUAUGUCAAAGAUGUCGUUAAUGUUAUAUUAGCAUUGACCAAAAAGUGGAUUUCAGGUAUGUCUCCACACACUUGAGCUAAUAGGCGUUAAAUCCUUGAAUAAAAAGGUCAAUCUCAAUAAAAAAUAAAUACAUGCACCAACCUGACAAGCUGCUGCCCUAGAGGCAAGAUUUACAUCUUUGGCGCUGAGAUAGUUUACAACUACUUUUGGUUCACAUCUUCUAUCAUUUCUAUUUCCAGUAUCCUCUCAACUGAUUUUCUUAACAAUGGGAUUUGGAAGAAAUUGUAUCAGGAUAUUCUUGUACAUUUUCCAUCAUUUUGGAUUAGAAUAACAGGGAAAAAUAAUAAAAUAUUGAAGGUAAAGGUU
Molecule: messenger RNA, 1092 nt
Organism: Dendrobium catenatum
Lineage: Eukaryota; Viridiplantae; Streptophyta; Magnoliopsida; Asparagales; Orchidaceae
Product: methionine adenosyltransferase 2 subunit beta
Exons: 4
Coding region: 79-801 (240 amino acids)
Source: RefSeq, a predicted model, not a curated record